This is a messenger RNA of Perognathus longimembris pacificus (Pacific pocket mouse), 1941 nucleotides long. RefSeq names its product ankyrin repeat domain 61 (gene Ankrd61). Lineage: Eukaryota; Metazoa; Chordata; Mammalia; Rodentia; Heteromyidae. Gene Ontology annotation, molecular function: protein binding. The transcript has 3 exons. The record is from RefSeq and is a predicted model, not a curated record.
ACGCUGGAAGUGGACCUGUUGCUUGAACAGAAAAUUUCUGUUCAGGGACAAGGUCCAAGCCCUGAAUACAAGCCCAAGGACCAGCACAAAACAAAACAAAAGGAGAGCUAUGUUGAUGAGUCCAAUUGUCAACAGUUCUAGAACUGUUCUAGAACCAAGCCCAAAGGAUCAUCAUGGAAACCAGAAGAGACCAAUUUCUUAACAGUCUUCCCGCCUUCCUUCUAAGUCCACGCUGCUCAGAUUUUCCCAUGGGAAAUAUAACCAAGAGGGGGAGCAGAAGCCUGGUGGUAGACAGGGCCAAGUCGCUGGAGGAUAACCCAGUCAUUGCUCUGCACACCAAACUCUAUGAAGCCAUAAUCAAAGAAGACUGCCUGACCAUCACGGCACUCCUCAGGCACCACCCAGUCAACCAGCCACUGACCAUUCUGUCCAACUCCACCAGCUACAGACUACUUCUGAGCCAGCAUACACAGUCCAUCAUCCCCAUCCAUCUGGCCACUGAAUAUCACAAGCCCCAGAGCUUGCUUUGCUUGUUAAAACACGGUGCUGACCCAGAAGUAAGGUAAGUAACAGGGCUCACCACGCUUCACCUGAUGCUGCUCCACUGGCCGGUUACCUCCAUCACCUGGGCAAAGCCAUGCCUCCGAGUCCACAGGAUCCUCACAGACAUCCAGAACAAUGCAGUCACGUGCCUCCGCAUUUUGUGUGAGCACGGAGCUCAAGUGAAUGCCCGUGUAGACAAUGACAACAAAGACUCACCCCUCCACUUGGCCAUCACCUAUGGGACCUACCCAGUCCUCUCCAUUUUGGCCCAAAGUGGUGCCCAGGUCAAUGCCAUGAAUGAAUCCAACAUGACACCCUUGCACAUGGCAGCAGAAAUCCUGAAUAAAGACAUGAUGGAAACACUCAUUGUGUGCGGUGCCAAUGUGAACUGUGCUGUUCCUUCCACGGGAAACACAGCCCUGAAGCUGGCCGUGCGCACUGCAUCGAGCAAAGCAGGCCAGCUGCUGGCGGCAGGGGUGGGCUGCAUCCGCCUGCUGUUGACUCACGGAGCCAAUGUCAAUGCCCAGGACUACGAUGGGAAAACAGCUCUCCACCAGGCAUGUUUUGGGGGCAGAGAGGCAAUCAUCAACCUCUUGCUGGAAUUUGAGGCGAACGUGAACAUUUUAACAAAGAACGGAGAGUCCCCGGUUUACGCGUAUCUUCAGCGCAGUGCCAACCUCAGAGAUACAACGCUUCUUGCCAGGCUACUGGGCCGCACUUACCCUCUAAGACUGAUCAACAAGCAAGGAGCUCUACCUACAGGAAUCAUGCUGCCAGAAUUCCAGCUCUUAAAGGAAACCCUGAUAACCCUAUCUCAAAAGCCUUUAUCCCUGGAGGACAUCUGUAAACGACAUGUCAGAAAUAUUUACGGAGAGAAAUACAAACACCACCUGCAGCAACUUCUCCCCCAGAAAAUAUGGAACUCAGUGUAUUACUAUUAUGACUUAGGUUACCUCCUACACUAAGGACCAGAGACACUCAAGGCACUGCCAGCUUCCAUUUCAGGCUACAUGUGCACCCAAAAAGGCUCAACCCAUUGCUCCUACAUCCCAGUGUACAAACUAUUGGUUCUAAAACCUUUUCCAGAAAAUAAAGUGAUUUGCACACCAACUCUUACAGUCCUCAAUUCUCUUUUAAGUGUCUUUCAUUCUUAUGAUUUAGUUUUUGCCUAAAAAAAAAUAAGCAAGAGAAUAUUUUCUCUCAGUAGUCUUUGCUAAAAACUGGAGUAAACAACCAGAAAACAGUGUUUCACACUUAUAAUUCCAGCUAUUUAGAAGGGUGGGAUCUAAAUCGAAGCCAGCUAAGAUAGAAAAGUCCUUGAGAUUCUUAUUUCCAAUUAAUCAGCAAAAAGCCAGAAUGGAGGUAUGGUUCUAGUAGGAGUGCCAGCCAUGAGUGAAA